CUUCGGUCGUGAUGAAGAGAACCCACUGACCUAUAUCAGCAAAAGUUAUACUGUGCCGCCUGGAAAGACCGAGAACGAUGUAGAGGCGCUAAUCGCCGAGUUGGCAGCCUAUACUCAGCUCGGACCCGUCCAAGGCCAGGUUGUUCCGGGCGUUCUUGGAGUCUUCCGACAUGACAACCAAGCAAGCAUCGCGAUGCAGCUCCACGACGAGACCAUAUGGGUCGAAGCGUCGGCUGACAUGCCCCUUCCGCUGAAGCGGAACUGCCUCGCCGCCUACGCUCGUCUACACGCGUUCGGCGUCCUGCACGGAGAUCCGCAGCUGCGCCACAUGCUUGUGAAUUCGCUCGGUCAAGUCUGGGUCGUGGAUUUUGCCCGAAGCCGAUUGUUCCGGCCCGAUGCCGCCUCCGAUGAAGAUCGCGCGGCGGUGGACAUGGAGAGGCGGAAGGUCGAGUUUCUCCUGGACAUCGAUGACGCUCGGCAGCGGGAGGAGAGCAAGCUCGUGCGAUGCCAGCAACGCGAUGAAGAGAACCGGCGCCAGCUGCAGGGCCGCCGUGACGGAUCUAUUCCCCCGGGAUCUUGCAGUUUCAUCCCGGAUCUUGACGAAGAUCGCGCUGUCGUUCCUGUGGACCUGGAGGUCUGGAACGAGAGCUGGGUUCCUGCCGCCACCGACGGAGCCCCCCGAAGGUUCAUCGUGCCGAGGGUCGCCGACGCUCAGCUGCACAAGGCAUUGGAGUCACUCGAGCGAGCUUCGGAGCUCCCGAAUGGGACGCUCGCGAUUCAGCAGCAUGCUGCCGUACACCACUCCGCCGAAGUCGCCCUCACACCCGCUGUGACCAACCACUCCUCGUCACCGAACCGCUAUAACCUGCGUAAACGUCAAGCUGCGGACGUGAUUGAGAACGAGGCGCCCAAAGCUGUGAAGCGAGCGCGCGUGCUGCAGGAUAUCACGAAGGACGAUUCCACGAAACGUCUGGCCCAAGCCGGCGCAGAUAGCCCGCGAUCUGCGAAGAAGGCACGACAGUCGCCAGGGCACAGUUCAGUGCAGCGGCCUCCACGGAUCAACGUGGAGGAGUCAACGCGCGAGGACGCUGCGAGGUUACCCUGCGAAGCUCCGUCGCAUGACCCUCCGGAGCAGAGGCCGACGCCCAAACCGCCGAUUGCGCGGGACUAUGCGUAUAUCCCUUACGAUGGUCCGCGAGGUUACGUGGUCCAUUCCAAAGUCGUCGACCGUUUACUCGCGCGUAAGCGGAUGGAAUACCAUGCCUUGUUGUUCGAGUACUGGGCCAGGGCUGCGAUGUUCCGGACAAAGCGACCCCUGACAGGCGACCACUUCGAGACCUUGGAGAUGCCAGGUGCCAAGAGGCGGAGGACAGACUGCGGUGCUGUGGGCGGCUUUUCUGCUGCAGGAGUUGCCCCGGCGGCCCGAACGAGCGCCUCGCCGGCGGUCGGAGGUCGCGCUCUCGCUCGUCCGUCUGCGUCACGGCAUUCCUCUGUACGACCUUUACGACAGCAGACGCCUGGAUCCGGCCGUGGUGUCUCACGUCGUCCCUCACGCCUGUGCCUGUCAAUUACUCGCCAGUCUUCGUUGACAGCGCACACCGCCUUUGGUCCUGACAUACCGGACGACGUGCAGAUGAAAGAGGUGGAGGAAUUGCUGCGGGUGGACAAGGAGGAAGAGCGCCCAGCGGGGUGGCGCAGUUGUGUCAUUGCUUGAAUUGGAUCUUUGCUCCCGCACCACGUGCACCUUGAUUUCGUUUCUUUCCUUCGUUGUAUUCGUAUUUCAGCUUGCGAUUUGUGUGUUGUAGUGUCGUAGUCGAUUGCUCGCGCCUCUUGAAUUCAGUGCCCCCUUGUUGUUGC
Molecule: messenger RNA, 1857 nt
Organism: Punctularia strigosozonata HHB-11173 SS5
Lineage: Eukaryota; Fungi; Basidiomycota; Agaricomycetes; Corticiales; Punctulariaceae
Exons: 3
Coding region: 194-1714 (506 amino acids)
Source: RefSeq, a predicted model, not a curated record